Ananas comosus (pineapple) is the source of this 3244-nucleotide messenger RNA. RefSeq names its product kinesin-like protein KIN-8B. Bases 654 to 2996 code for a protein of 780 amino acids. Lineage: Eukaryota; Viridiplantae; Streptophyta; Magnoliopsida; Poales; Bromeliaceae. Gene Ontology annotation, biological process: microtubule-based movement. Gene Ontology annotation, molecular function: ATP binding; microtubule binding; microtubule motor activity. The transcript has 16 exons. The record is from RefSeq and is a predicted model, not a curated record.
CACAGUUUCCGAGCAGAGGGUGUCCCUACUCCGAUUCUCUCUCUCUCUCUCUCUCUCUCUCUCUCUCUCUCUCUAAACCCCUUCUAUCUCCUCUUUCAUGUCGGUGGCCGCGAAUUCGAUGCGGUCCCCAAGUUAAUCUUUUUCUUUUUUUGGUGUAGUGUGUGCUUAGAUUGGUUCUUCAAGUGGUUGAUGUUGGAAAAAUGCUUUUUUUGGGGGAAAGUUUUGUCAAAAUGGAGAAGAUUUAGGGUUUUUGUGAGUUGGGAGAGGUUUUGGUUUUGUGACGCAGUAAGAGCUCAAGAGUUUGGAGAGUGUAGGAUGAGAUCGCGUGGAUGUUUUACUCUGAAGAAUGUGGUGUAUGUUGGCGGAGAUUUGGUGGAUUCAGGGUUUUGUCAUUUGAGAAAUUGUAGUUAUAACUUGUUUUGGUGAAGUUGGUAGUGGAUUAAAGUGUGGAAUAUAAGGUGUUGAGUAUCUUAGGGUGGAAUGUAGCUUGAUUUGUGCUCCUUUUUCUUGUUACUGUGGUUUAGAUUCGGUAGAAUCUAUGUAACAGGGUUAAAAAUCGUAGCUUUGACACAAUUGAUGGGAAAAAAUUUGGUUUAAGUAGUUGAUUUUGGCGAAGAACACAGUCAUUAUUUGGGCUGGGCAUUUGAUCGAAAAUGCCGAGCAUUAGACCUCCUGCUUCAAAGCAAACUGCAACUUUAUUGGUUGCAGUUAAAUGCCGGCCAUUGACCGGAGCUGAAAGGCAGCGAAGCCGUCAUAUUAUUCAAGUGCUUGAUGAUAAGAAUGUAGUUGUUUUGGACCCUGAUCUGUCAAAGGACUACCUUGACCUCAUCCAGAAUCGGACGAAAGAGAGAAGAUACAGUUUUGAUCAUGUAUAUGCACCCGGAUGUACCAAUGCGGAUGUGUAUAAGAACAUAUCGUCAACAAUCGCUGGGGUCAUUCAAGGUCUUAAUGCAACUGUAUUUGCAUAUGGUUCUACCGGAAGUGGCAAAACAUAUACGAUGGUUGGCACUCGAAAGGACCCUGGUCUUAUGGUUCUGAGUUUGCACACAAUUUUUGACCUUAUUAAAAAAGAUGAGAGCUCUGACACCUUUGAAGUCUCCUGUUCUUAUCUUGAAGUAUAUAAUGAAGUUAUCUAUGAUUUGCUAGAGAAGUCAUCAGGCCACUUGGAGCUUCGAGAAGACCCUGUGCAUGGCAUUAUAGUUGCUGGUUUAAGAAGUAUUAAGGUUCAGUCAGCUGAUAGGAUUCUUGAACUUUUGAAUCUUGGGAACAGUAGGCGCAAAACAGAGAGCACAGAAGCCAAUGUAACCUCAUCACGUUCACAUGCUGUACUGGAGAUCACUGUGAAGCGGAAACAGAAAAACCAAUAUGGAGCUCAGAUCCUGCGUGGAAAACUAGCAUUAGUUGAUCUUGCUGGCAGUGAAAGGGCCUCUGAAACAAAUAGUAACGGCCAAAAGUUUAGAGAUGGAGCCAAUAUUAACCGUUCACUUCUUGCUUUGGCGAAUUGCAUCAAUGCCCUGGGCAAGCAACACAAAAAGGGUCUUGCGUACGUUCCUUAUCGCAACAGCAAAUUGACCCGCAUACUAAAGGAUGGACUUAGCGGUAAUUCUCAAACUGUUAUGGUUGCUACAAUAUCACCUGCUGAUGAUCAGUAUCACCACACCAUCAAUACACUGAAAUAUGCUGAUCGUGCUAAGGAGAUCAAAACACACGUGCAUAAAAACAUUGGGACGGUUGAUACUCAUGUUGAGGACUAUCAGAAAAUGAUUGACAAUCUUCAGGUUGAGGUUUGUCGGUUGAAAAAGGAGUUAGCAGAGAAAGAAUCACAAUUAAGCAUAAGGCCAACUGAAACAGCUGCGGACAAUGAGCUGUCCUGGUUGAAUAUUUUGAGCCGUGAAAUUAGUGAGAAUGUUCAGGAACGUAUAAACCUACAGAAGGCACUAUUUGAGCUUGAGGAGACCAAUAUACAUAACCGCAUUGAGCUCCAACAUCUUGAUGAUGCUAUUGCCAAACAACAGGUCCAAGAAAAGGAUGGAACAGUUCUACAAGCGCUAAAAUCUAGGAGACAGCUCAUUCUUGAUAAUAUUCGGGAUAACGAUGAGGCUGGUGCUGGUUACAAGAAGGAUAUUGAACUAAAUGAGAAACGUCGGUGUCAACUUCAAGAUAUGAUUGAGGAAGCCAUUAGUAAUAAUGGGAACAAAACUUAUCUGCAUAUUCUCAGCCAGUACAGGCUUCUUGGAAUGGCCAAUGCGGAGCUUCAAUUUGAGAUGGCUAUGCGUGAUCAAGUGAUACACAACCAAAGAGAAGCUCUGAGGAACCUCUGGAACAUGCUUUUUGGAUUAGGGCUUAAUCAGAAGCAGAUAAUGGAAUUGGCUGCUAAGCAAGGGUUAACAAUAGAAGGCUAUGCUACUCCAAAUGCAAAUUCCGGUGGGGCAAAGCUUUCAUCUUUGCUUUCUCAUGGAAAAAUGUCACCAUUCAUGUCAUAUCCUGGCCCCGUUGCUCCACCAUAUACUCCAACUACCUGCUUCUUCCAACAACAUCAAGGCUUUAGCUCUACGGCCUUUCUAAGAGGCCACCAAGAUACUAGUCCCAUUUGUAGAGAGGAGCACCGAAGUUCGUAUUACAUGCUGUCCCAGGACUACUCUCACACAUUAAACACUCCCCUUGGAAAUCAGUGGACCAGUCAAAGAUCAGGUGCAUGUUUUUCCACACCCCAAAAACUUGCUCAAGAAACACGAAGCUUCUACCCACCAGCUAUAAGUGAUGCAUGCCGCUGCAGCAAUGAACAGCUUGCAUCUUAUUCUUGUAGUGAAAGCUUUGGGCGGCAAACAAAGGAAUCAUUGUUUUGUAGUGGACAAAACCUAAACCAAGUUUCACCUCACGGAGUAGGUAACGCACACCGAUGCGAGGAUUUUAUGAGGCCUGAUGGUACGAACUGUGGGCUAUGUGGAAAAUCACCUCCAAGAUCGGUUGGCUACUCGCAAGAAAUCCAGAUUUAACCAAAUUGUCGCUCUACGAAGCCAUGACACCAAGGUCUUUUAAUCACCGUGGGUCCUGACAUGGUUGUAUUUUUUUUCUAUAUUUGUAUAGUUAUUAUUUUCUCCCUAUGUUUUUUUGUAAAAAAAAAUCCUUUGUUGUAUAGUUUGGAGAUUGGGUGCUGGUUUUGACUGUUCCUCCCUGUAAAUUCUCUUUGUAAUGCUACCCUUUACUGUUCAUCUGUAUUUUCUUACCUUAUCGUUUUCGAAUA